Molecule: messenger RNA, 677 nt
Organism: Paramecium sonneborni
Lineage: Eukaryota; Ciliophora; Oligohymenophorea; Peniculida; Parameciidae
Source: the annotation of a GenBank genome assembly
GACAAUGUUUAAAUAUAUGCAAUGAAAGAAUUAAAAUUUAACAGAUCAUAAUUUAGAAACAGUCAAUUUUUUAGAAAGGUUUGUAAUGAAAAGAAUGUUCAUUUCUAGUAAAAUUAAAGUAUGCCUUUUAAACUUCAUCAAGAUGCUACUUUGUAAUGGAGUAAACUUGCUAUAAUAAUAAAAUAGACAUAUAUCUGUAGGUGAUUUACAUAGAAUUUUAAAAAAGAAUGGUGGAUUAUCAGAGAAAAUAGUUAAAUUUCUUAUUGCUGAAAUAAUUUUAGCAUCAGAAUAUUUACAUCAAUAGUUAAAAAUAGUAUAUAGAGACCUAAAACCAGAAAAUAUUUUAUUGACAGAAUAAGGACAUAUUAAUCUAACGGAAUUUGGAUUAACCAUAUAAAUAUAAGAUAAACAUACAUAUACUGUAUUAAUUGAAAAUAAUAAUUAUAGGUUGCUGGAACACCUGAAUAUUUGGCACCUGAAAUUAUUGCUAGACCUGGUCAUACUUAUGAAGUUGAUUUUUGAACAUUAGAAAUUCUAAUAUAUGAAAUGUUAUCAGGAUAUGCACCAUUUAUGUGUGAAGAUCGUAAUCUUUGUACUUCUAAAUUGUAUGUCUAUUAUUUACUUUUUAUUAAGCUUAUUAUGUUGAACAAACCAAUAUAUUCUCCUAAAAUUUCAAG